AUGGCCCUCCACAGAUAUGUCUUAUUCCUUGUCAUCAUGGUUUCGUUUGGUGCUUGUUAUGGCACCUUGCAAGAGGACAACCUUAGUUUAUAUGUUGAGGAUUCACCCUACAUUGAUGAUGGUAGCUCAUUCAAGGACUUCAUCAAGCCAAGUACAGAUGUUCUGAGGACUAAUUCUCGUUCGCUUAAAAUGGUCAAUGUCAAUAAUUAUGGAGCUGUAGGAGAUGGUAGAACUGAUGACACACAGGCAUUCAAGAAGGCUUGGCAAGUAGCAUGUUCUUCUCGUGGAGCAUCCGUUCUUGUAGUGCCUAAGAAGAAUUAUCUACUCAAGCCAAUCACAUUCUCUGGCCCUUGCAAAUCCAACAUCACAGUCCAGAUAUCUGGAACUCUUGAAGCAUCAGAUAAUCCAUCUGAUUAUGGCGAAGACCUCAGACACUGGCUUUUAUUUGAAAGUGUUCAGAAACUUUCAGUCAAAGGUGGUGGAACCAUCAAUGGAAAUGGAAAAAUAUGGUGGCAAAACUCAUGCAAAACUCACCCAAAGAACCCUUGCAAGCAUGCCCCUACGGCCGUGACUUUCUAUAAGUGCAACAACUCUAUAGUUGAGGAUUUGACGAUAAAAAAUGGCCAACAAAUCCAUGUCUCAUUCGAGGACUCCAAGAAUGUUAAAGUUUCUGGUCUCACUGUGACAGCACCAGAGGAUAGCCCAAACACAGAUGGAAUUCAUGUUACAAAUACCCAAAACAUUCAAAUUUCUAGCUGCGUUAUAGGAACAGGCGAUGAUUGUAUCUCAAUUGUUGAUGGAUCCAAAAAUCUACAAGCUACAGACAUAACUUGCGGACCAGGCCAUGGUAUCAGCAUCGGAAGCUUAGGGGCUGGGAAAUCCAAGGAAUUUGUUUCAGGAAUAGUGGUGAACGGAGCUAAGCUUUCUGGAACUACAAAUGGAGUAAGAAUUAAGACAUGGCAGGGAGGGUCAGGAAGUGCAAGCAACAUCAAGUUUCAGAAUAUUCAAAUGAACAAUGUGACCAACCCCAUAAUAAUAGAUCAGAGCUACUGUGACCAAAAGAAACCAUGCAAAAAGCAGAAAUCCGCGGUUCAAAUUAGGAAUGUGUUGUACCAGAACAUAAAAGGCACAAGUGCUUCUGAUUUGGCUGUGCAAUUUGAUUGCAGCCAGAACUUUCCAUGCCAGGGUAUAGUGUUUCAGAACAUUGACCUGAAACUUGAAGAUGGAGGAAAGGCUAAUGCUUCAUGCAACAGUGUUAAUUUGUCCUACAGAGGAAAUGUUAGUCCUCGCUGCCCAUAG
Molecule: messenger RNA, 1299 nt
Organism: Gastrolobium bilobum
Lineage: Eukaryota; Viridiplantae; Streptophyta; Magnoliopsida; Fabales; Fabaceae
Product: polygalacturonase-like
Exons: 9
Coding region: 1-1299 (432 amino acids)
Biological process (GO): fruit dehiscence; pectin catabolic process; anther dehiscence
Molecular function (GO): polygalacturonase activity
Source: RefSeq, a predicted model, not a curated record